AUAGGUCAUGGUAUCUGUCAAAAAAUAAAUAAACAAAACAGUUAAGACAGAGUGAGAGUUUUAAAUUUUGAUGAUACUUUACUUUAACGGAAUUUUACUAAUAUCAAUACAUACCUUUUUUAAUGGAGAACGCUAACUUAAUAUUUGCUGGGACUUAUCAAAUAUCCCCUUUAGAAGUAGAAGACAUGAAACUUGAAAUUAAAGAGGAGAAUGACUUGGGUUCAACAUAUUUACGAGACCAUAAGUCUGAAUAUGCAGAUUCAGUUACAAUUAAUGAAGCUUCUGGUCCUGGAGCAAUGUUCAAGUUUCCAAAAGUUGAACAAAAGAACAAAAUAAAUUGGGAAGCAGGACUGAACAUUAACCACCAAUACUAUCCUUUCGAAAACAAGUAUUAUUUGAAUACAUCUAUAGAUCUUGGAGAUUUUAAAACUGAAGAGACUAAGGAGUACUCUUUAUCUAAAACAUUAGCUGAAAGUGGCAUUAAAGAAAGAAAAAGAAAGUUUACAAUAUCUAAUGUCCAUAUAAAAAAAUGGUUAGCUCGUAUAAAUUCAAGAAAAAGCAAUAUAUCCACCUGCAUUAUAUGUGGAGAAAUUUGUAUAGGAAUGUCAAAGUUUUUUUGUCACUUCUACAUCUACCAUUAUAUAAAGAAAACCAAGAAGAAGAAGACAGUCACAAGCGUCUCACAAACCGUGUCCCUUGAAUCUCUGCGAAAGAAAAAUAAAGAAGAAUUACUGGAAUCUUAUUACGAAAAGAUCUACACGUUUGAUAAAAUUGAACGUUUAUAUAAUUGUAAUGUGUGCUUGAGGAAGUAUGACAAAUCCCACAGAAAGUCACAUUUGAUUUGGCAUACGGAAGAAUGCAGAGUCCAAUGUGAAGUGUGCUAUAGAGGCUUCCAUACCGAAUCAUACUUCAAAAGACACCUCUGUGAACCAACGAAAGAAAAAACUUUAAAGUGCGAAUAUUGUUUCAAGAAAUAUGUAACUAGCAAGCAGUUGGCUAUUCAUAUGAGUAAACACACUGGAGAAAAACCAUAUAAAUGUUCAAUUUGUCCAAUGCAGUAUUCAGGAACAUGGGCUCUGGAAGCGCAUAUGGGACUCCAUACUGGAAAAAAACUGUUUAAAUGUAAUGUAUGCUUUAAACUCUUUACUCAUAAUUUUAGACUGAAGAGACAUUUACGCCAGCACGCUGAAAACGGUCCUUCAACUUGUACGAUAUGUUUAAGACGAUGUACGAGCAAAAGUAAAAUGAAACAACACAUGAAAGUACACAAUAUGCAAAAUUCGGUCCAAUGUGAUGUAUGUUUUAGGAUUUUUGCUCGAAAGUGUGACUUGAAUAAGCACUUACCGAUACACACAGACCAUAAACCUUUCCAGUGUGACGUUUGCUCAAAGUCUUUUAGAAAAAAGGGUCAGCUGAAGAUUCACGCUUACAUACAUCGCAAAGACAGACCUUUUUCAUGUCAGCUAUGCUCCAAACAAUUCGUAUUGAACUGUUUACUCAAGAAACAUAUGGAUCUACAUAAUGUUGAUAAUCCACUGCUUUGUACAUUAUGUUCUCGAAGUUUUCUGACAGAAGAUGCACUAAAACGCCAUCAGCGCGUACAUAAUGGUGACAAACGUUACGAAUGUGACGUAUGUUUCAAGGUAUUUACACAAAACUGUAACUUAACCAAGCAUAUGCUUAUACACACAGGCGAGAAACCCUUUAAAUGUGGUAUAUGUUCCAGAUCUUUUAAACAAAACUGUCAAUUGCAGCAACAUGCCUAUGUUCACGGCGGAAAGAAACCUUUUUCUUGCUCGAUUUGUUCUAAACAGUUCACCAUGAAGUGUAUGUUGAAGAAACAUAUGUGUUUGCACACUGGAGAAAAUCUGUUAAAAUGUGAAAUAUGCUCCAAGCAAUUUUCAUAUAAUUCUAGAUUGAAAAAGCAUAUGAAGACGCACGGUGUGGUCUUAGAUGUCAAACCCACUCCAGCUAAACCAGUACGCGAAAAAAUUAAAGAAUCAGAUGAUAAAUCCUUCAGCUGCGAUAUUUGCACGAAAUCUUUUAGAAAAAAGCCGCUUUUGCAGCAGCAUAUGCUCGUGCACAAUGGGAAGAAACCUUUUUCGUGCACAAUAUGCUCUAAGAAGUUUACAUACAACUGUCAACUGAAGAAUCAUAUGCGUGUGCACAGUGGAGAGAAGCCAUUCAAAUGCGACAUUUGUUCUAAACAGUAUACAUCAAAUGAGAAUUUAAAGACGCAUAUGCUUAACCACACCGGUGAAACACCCUUCAAGUGCCACACUUGUCCCAAUUCAUUUAGAACAAAUAGUCAAAUGAAAAAACACAUUUGUAUAAAAAAUGAAGAAACUGCAAUAUUAGAAUCGGUGGAAACAAAUAGUUUUUAAUUUGUAAUGGUACAUAAAACAUGGACGUUAAUUAUUUUAUACCAUUCAAGGUCUAAAAUUGUCGAAUGUCUCACAAACCUCGUCCGUUGAAUCUCUGCGAAAGAAAAAUAAAGAAUUACUGGAAUCCUACUACGAAAAGAUCUACACGUUUGAUAAAAUUGAACGUUAAUAUAAUUGUAAUGUGUGCUUGCGAAAGUAUGACAAAUCCCACAGAAAGUUACAUUUGAUUUGGCAUACGGAAGAAUGCCAAUGUGAAGUGUGCUAUCGAGGCUUCCAAACCGAAUCAUACUUCAAAAGACACAUCUGUAAGGGCGGAUCCAGGACAGAUUUUCGGGAGGGGCCAUGAACUUUUUUGGGGAGGGUACCGUGGGAUCUGGGAGUAAUUUUUAAAAAUCAUGGAUACAAAGGUGAGUUUUAAGGCACUUUUCACAAACUUUUGAAUGUCAUAAAGACAUUCAAAAUUCCUACACAUUUCUUCGGAUCCAAGUGCAGUUCUUUUAACAAGUUAGAUACUUAUUUUUCCCAAUGCUUCUUCUGUCAGGCCUUGUUCUUCCCCUCUUUAUUGAGUUUCACUAAUUAUUUUUAUGUUCUAAUAAGCGUCAGUCAACUUGACAAAGUCUUCACGAAUGUUAUUGUGUAUGUAGGUAUCUCAAAUUUAAAGAAAAUGUUCCACAUGAAAUACGUCGGUCGUUUUUUUAAAUAUUACAGAGUAAUAAUUUGCACUUUGAACCUGAUUCAUUAUUUGUUUAAUUAUUUCUUCACCAAAACAUGUUAUCAAUUAAUUUUGACUGGUGCUACUAAUUUAUAUUGCUCGGGAAGAUGCUGUGGAUAGGUGUUGCUUAAGAGUCUUAUCUUCUGAUGCUACUCUAAACCUUAACAAUUCCCCUCAUUACUAGGUCCAGCAUCUUCGUCCAGAAGCAGAAGGCCAUCAUCACUCUGGCCUCUUAUACGAAUGAUUUGUAGACCUAAAGAACACUACCUUAUAGACAUAGACUCUACUAUUGGUCUUAUUGAUCUGUUUAGACCUCUGAGGGUCUACCUGGUCAAUAAAUGACUUUUGCGGGUUGCGACUUUGUAGAAAAUCCAGCCCAACCUGAACGUUGAAUGCUACUUCUUGUGAUAUGAUGUUUUUUCAUGAGUUUGUAUGGCUCAGUCUUUGCCCAUGAGUUUGAUGAAAGAUGUUAAAGGUUUCGUGACAAGGCUUUGGGCGAUCAUCCCAUUAUUGUGACCAUAUUUUUCAGUAGAAAAAUAAAACUCAGCACUUGCAGGACAAUCCCUUUUGAAUGUGCGAAAGUACCAACCAACUACUUUGUUUUUCUAAGUGGUCGCGACCCAAGUAACGCUACAUUUCUUUUUUAUUCUUUGUGUGUACAAAAUAUGGAAAUUAAUACGAUUUUGAUGGCUAUUCAAGGUCGUUCUAACAUGUUGAUUUACAAAACAUAAUACGUCUUUCUUGAGGUGUCCGUUACUGCUUUUGUUCAAUUCUAGUCCAGAACACAUAAUAUCGUCGGUAUACUGCGAAAACCAGGUAAAUGUAGAAAUACCGAAAUCGAGAAAAAACGUUUUUAAAGUUUAUUGCUUUAUUUUGAAUUAUACGGACCAGUUGUGUUUGAUAUUCGAUAUGCUAACGAAAGAUGCAUAUAUCAGAAAUAACAUUCUAUCAUUAGUUUGAAAAAGUGAAGAGACCUAGCUGAUUAAACCUAAAUUUAAGAUCAAGGUGCGAUCACUUACCUAGUUUUACCUGUAAAUCAAAAUAAAUCACACUGUAUUAAAGACACUUAUCAGCUUUUUACUGAAUAUGGUAGAUAUACAGCAGUAGAAAUAUAUUGUUUUCCGGCAAAUAUAUAUGUGCGCUUAGUUGGUUUUACAUGCCACAGAACUUUGAUUUUAUGGAAGUAAGUAGCGAUAUAUUGUUUUAUUUGAAAAUGAAAAGUUGGUUAGGUGUAACUUAUUUGUUUAUUAUAUAAAUUAUCUGCUGAAUGGUAAAUUGUAUCAUUUAUUGAGUUUUACCUGUAUGUAGAACGUAAAAAGCUGAGAAUUUUGAUAUACUUAACUCAAUAUUUUAAAAUUUGUCAUUUACCUGGUUUUCGCAGUAUACUGACGAUAUGUACUUAUCCACUGUUUUGUACAUAUACAUGUGUUUGAAAUUAAAAACAUUUGAACUGCAAAUAUUUAAAUUUAUAUCUUUUUAAAUUCUCGGAGGGGGCUAUUGCCUCCAUGGCCUCCUCCCCGGAUCCGCCCUUACUGUAAAGCAACAAAAGAAAAAAAUCUUAAAGUGCGAAUAUUGCUUCAAGAAAUACGUAGCUAGUAAGCAGUUCGCCAUCCAUAUGAGUAAGCACACUGAGUAAACAAACCAAUGCAUUAUUCGGGAAAAAUGGGCUCUGGAAGCGCAUCUGGGACUACAUACUGGAAAAAAACUGUUCAAAUGUAAUAUAUGCUUUAAACUCUUUACUCAUAAUUUUAGACUGAAGAAGCAUUUACGCCAACACGCUGAAAACGGUCCUUCAACUUGUACGAUAUGUUUAAGACGAUGUACGAGUAAAAGUAAAAUGAAACAACACAUGAAAGUACAUAAUAUGCAAAGUUAUGUCCAAUGCGAUGUAUGUUUUAGGAUUUUGGCUCGGAAGUGUGACUUAAAUAAGCACUUACCGAUACACACACACUAAUCGCGCCAGUUAAUUCAUCCAUUGUAAUGUUUGGUAAAUAUAAAGUCAACUUCUUGCUCGCCCUUUCUUUCCUCGUUUUCCACUUGUACUGUGUGGUUCGUGUUGUAGUAAUUUCUGGAAAUACUCUUUCCAUCGUCUCAUAAUGUUCAAUUCGUCAGUCAGUAGAUCUCCAUUCUGAUCUUUUAUUGAUGUUAUUGCUUUAUGUUUAUUACCUCUUAUUCCUUUUAUGACCUUAUAAAAUAAUUUCUGAUUGCUUCUGCUAUCAUGUUCUAAUUUGUCUCCAAAAUCUUUCCUAAGCUUUCCUUGCUAAGAGUUAUAAUAUGUAUAUGGAGGCAAAAAACAAGGCGGAAGGAUUCGUGCAACGAACAAACGGAACUAGGGGAACUGUAUAACGAACCAACCAUCAGUCGUUUCAUACAGGCGGAGAAAGAGAUGGAUGGGGCACGUGAUGAGAAUGGAAAGGAUGAGGAUGCCACAUAUGAUCUUAAAACGGGGCCCAAUCACGAAAAGAAGAACGGCCCAGACAAAGAUGGUUUGAUAGCGUACAGGAAGAUCUCAGAAUCGAAGAGGAAAUCGAUUGUUGCGAAGAAAGAGCAACAAACAGUAGUUAGUAAACAAGGUGCAUGAUUGAAAAAGAAGCCACUUCAUUUGAUAUUUUGUAAUACACUAAGCAUCAAAAUUAACGCACCACCUUAAAAAUGGGACAUUUUUGAUGUCUCAUAUUUCCUAAACCUGUUGUCCGAUUUUAGCGAGAUUUUUAGUAGGUAUAUUAUAGCUUUAUUAUUCAAGAAUAUCGAUGUAAUAAUAUUUUUGCUAAACAGGUAAGUGUCAUAGCGGAUGUAACAAUGAUGGCGAGUUUCUUCCUCAAAGUUUGGAACACCCUGUGGAAUAUUCUAGCGUACUCGUAUAUAAAAUAUUGAAAUUAAAACUUAACUGUAGCCUUAGGCUUUCCUAACAUUUUGCUUUUUGAUUCAUUCGUUUAUGUGGGAUAAUAAAAAAGUUAGGUGCUUUAACAACUAGCCAUGUUAUUCAUCAAUACAGGGUGUUUCUAAAUAAGUGCGACAAAGUUUUAAGGGGUAAUUCUGCAUGAAAAAAUAAUGACCGUUUGCUUUAUAAACAUAUGUCCAAAAAUGCUUCGUUUCCGGGAUACGGGAUGUUGAUUUUCUUCUUACAAAUUGACGAUAUAUUUAUUGCUCUAAAACCGGUUGAGAUAUGCAAAUGAAAUUUGGUACGUUUUAAGAGGUAGUUAUUGCGCAUUUUUUGACAUACAAUUAAGAAUUUUAUAUUCACCAUUGGCGUGCAUACGGGAUGUAUCUAAAAUGUUUAUACCUGUAUGUACGCCAAUUCUUAAUUGUAUGUCAAAAAAUGCGCAAUGACUACCUCUUAAAACCUACCAGAUCUCAACCAGUUUUAGAGCAAUAAAUAAAUCGUCAGUUUAUAAGAAAACAAUUUUUCAUACAGAAUUACCCCUUAAAGUUUGUCGCAAUUAUUUAGAAACACCCUGUAUUGAUGAAUAACAUUGUUAGUUGUUAAAGUACCUAACUUUUUUAUUAUCCAACAUAAGCGAAUGAAUCAAAAAGCAAAAUAUUAAGAAAGUCUUAGGCUACAGUUGAGUUUUAAUUUCAAUAUUUUAUAUACGCUAGAAUAUUCCACAGGGUGUCCCAAACUUUGAGGAAAAAACACACUAUCAUUGUUACACCCGGUAUACAAUGACACUUACCUCUUUAGCAAUAAUAUUAUUACAUCGAUAUUCUUGAAGAAUUUAAGCUAUACUAUACUAAAAAAAUCACUCAAAUCGGACAACAGGCUCAUGAAAUACCAGACAUCAAAAAUGUCUGAUUUUUAAGGUGGUGCGUUAAUUUUGAUGCUUAUAGUGUAGAUAGGUAGGUAUUAUAUUUUAUCAUAUUUAAUUGUAUUUUAGCCCUAGACCUUCAACACCUGUUGAGCUUUGUAAAUAAAUAAAUAAAACAUGGACGUUAA
Messenger RNA from Diabrotica virgifera virgifera (western corn rootworm), 7030 nucleotides. RefSeq names its product oocyte zinc finger protein XlCOF6-like. The transcript is spliced from 2 exons. NCBI's taxonomy places the organism in Eukaryota, Metazoa, Arthropoda, Insecta, Coleoptera, Chrysomelidae. The coding region runs from base 123 to 2384 and encodes 753 amino acids. The record is from RefSeq and is a predicted model, not a curated record.